CUUCGUGCAACAUCUGCCUUGAUGUGCGAAGAAUUGACACGGACGUCAGCUAGGAAGCCACUAUCACGCCCAGCGUGACGAGAAGGAUCGCGGGUAUCGUCCUCGCUUAUGAGUCUCGUAGAGGGCGGCGUGUGGCUGCUGCACAUGUACCUGGAGCUGCUGCUGUUCUUUCCUCGCCUGCUGUGAGUCCCAUCCCAGCCCGUUUAUGUCUGUUUUUCUGACUGCCACUCAAUCACAUUGCAGAAUCGAGCUCAACUUGGCGUGGAACCCCUUCGUGAUCCUCACACGGAGAGCUCUGCAACACCUCCACUCUGCAUUCAAGGCCAUCACAGAAAAUAUGACCGAUAGCGACGGAAUGCGCUGGCUGCAACCUGGAGAACGCGGCGGAGAGCGCAUCGCCGUCGUAAGUUACCCACGUUGCGGCAACUCGCUCAUGCGUGGCCUGCUAGAGAAGGUCACAGGCGUCUACACAGGCUGUGACACUCGUCCGGACCGCUCCCUUAGCAAAGAAUUGCAGCAAUACGGCAUGAAAGGCGAGGGCGUCGUGGACGAGUCUGUCUGGUUCGUCAAGACGCACUUCCCCGAGCGCGUGGGCUACAAGGAAUUCCCCGUCAAGAAGGCGAUCUUGGUAGUGCGCAACCCAUGGGAUGCCAUCGAUUCGUACUUUAACAUGACGCUCACUAAUACGCACAACAAGAGUCUACAUGAGUCCCAGUACGAGCGCUUUGCGGACCGAUGGGACGGCCUGCUCCGCAACGAGAUCGACGUCUGGAUGAAGUUCCAUCGCUACUGGACCACAAAAGUGGACAUUCCUAUCAUUGUUGUCCGCUAUGAGGACCUCAUGAUGCAUCGGGAGGAAACAUUGCGUCGAGUGUUCUUGUUUUUGACGGAUCUGACGACUCUGGAAGGCACGGAGUGGGAACAGCGGAUUCACGAUGUCAUGGCUACUAGUGGUGACAAGGCUGGACCUUAUAAGCCUCGCAGCGGCAAAAUUGGCGGAUCGUUCCGUCAUUAUUCGGAGGAGCAGUUCCAGUACAUUCUCAAGACAGCGAACUUACCGCUGCGUGGAUUUGGUUACGACCCGGAGACGCAGAAUUUCCCCAAGGAGAUCACGCUCCCGAAGCGACAGGUGAAGUCUGGUAAGGAAGGCGCUGAGCUGCUGAUCUCGACGGAUCCGACGAUGGAGAUUCGCAAGAAGAACGAUUCCUUCGGUCGUGGCUCGACCUACUUCCGACGAGCUCUUACAGAGCCUGUCAUCGCAAACGAUGGCACAGAACUCAACAUGGACGAGGUGCUAGCUGCGAGGGAACGGCUGGCCAAGAAAGAAGAGGAUGAAGCGACUAAGAAGCUUGAGGAACUGACUGUGAACGACACUGAACAGAAAGAAUAGGAGCGCAAUGAAUAUAUUUCGUAAGGCAGCUCUGCUAGCCUACACCUUACAAACUCACGUGGUCGCGAUGGGUUUGAGUGCACCUUCGAUGCGUCGGAUUGUCGUCUGCAGCUUGAGUUUGAACGCUGCGUCCU
Phytophthora nicotianae INRA-310 is the source of this 1524-nucleotide messenger RNA. RefSeq lists its product as hypothetical. The transcript has a single exon. NCBI's taxonomy places the organism in Eukaryota, Oomycota, Peronosporomycetes, Peronosporales, Peronosporaceae. Bases 206 to 1390 code for a protein of 394 amino acids. Gene Ontology annotation, molecular function: sulfotransferase activity. The record is from RefSeq and is a predicted model, not a curated record.